Molecule: messenger RNA, 1428 nt
Organism: Sitodiplosis mosellana (orange wheat blossom midge)
Lineage: Eukaryota; Metazoa; Arthropoda; Insecta; Diptera; Cecidomyiidae
Exons: 5
Coding region: 1-1296 (431 amino acids)
Cellular component (GO): membrane
Molecular function (GO): ligand-gated monoatomic ion channel activity
Source: RefSeq, a predicted model, not a curated record
AUGAAUUGCAAUCAUAAAUCCAAUUUUUUGUCGACCAUCGAAGAGAAAUAUUUCGCUCACCCAUAUCGCUGGAUCAUCGCUGAUGCAGACAAUGACUCCAUUCAAAAUUUGGCUUUAUUACCGGGAAGCAAUAUUGUUCUCGUCAAUCAAGAUACAAAUUCGGAUCAAUAUGUUUUAAAACAAGGCUAUAAAGAUCCGAAAACCGGUCAAAUUACAGGAAUGUCUGGCCGACUACAGAGAAAAGAAGCUGACAUUGGUGCGACGGUAAUUUUCAUGACGAGUGAUCGUAUAGAAUAUCUUGAGUAUCUGUCAAUGGCAUUCUCCACGGAAUUCGCUUUCAUAUUACGAUCGCCUCCGAUUUCAUACGUUUCAAAUAUUUACUACUUACCAUUCACUGGAGUCGUAUGGAUCUGUUCAAUAUUGCUUGUGAUUCUGUGCACCCUAGUCAUUGCCCUAACGUUGAAAUUCCAUGUGAUGCCUGACGAAGGAACCGAAAAUAUGACCACAUCAGAUUAUAUUUUGUUCGCCGUUUCAUCAAUCUGCCAAAUGGGCUCAGAGUAUUUAACUAAAGUAUUAUCGACCAGAAUUUCGAUGUUUGCGUUUUUCAUUGCAUUGCUGUUCGUUUACACAUCGUACACGGCAAAUAUUGUGGCAUUGCUUCAAUCUACAACAAAAUCAAUUCAGACGAUUUCUGACUUACAAAAUCCAGCAAUUAGAGUUGGGGUAGAUGAUACGCCAUAUAGUCGGCAUUACUUUAAAAUGGAGAAUGAGCCAACCCGAAAGCUAUUCUACGGAACGAAAAUCGCUCCACCGGGCAAACCAGACGCAUUCAUGAAUAUAUCCUACGGUGUAAGUCGAAUGAGAGAUGGAAUGUUUGCAUUUCAUGUGGAGACUCCUCAGGCCUAUCGUGAAAUCGAGAAAACAUUUUUUGAACAUGAAAAAUGUGGACUGGUUGAAAUCAAAUUUUUCGCCAUGUCUGAUAUCUGGUGCGUCAUUCAAAAACAUUCACCGUACAAGGAAAUUCUUAAGGCUAACAUUAUGAAGAUCAGGGAGCAUGGCAUUCAAUUAAGAGAGAGGUCACGUGUUUACAAAAGCCGACCAAAGUGCGAUUCGGACGGGAAAAAUUUCGGAAGUGUUCGAUUGAUCGAUUGCUAUGCAGCUCUUCUUAUUCUCGUUUACGGAUUUUUGAUCUCAUUCUUUGUGUUUUGCGCAGAGAAAUUCCUCAAAUCCAAAUUCAAACAUAUUUGCACAUCAAAAUUGGAAAUGUACAGAGAACAAUUGACAUCCCCUGAAUGAAAUGUUUGAAGAAUCAGGCUCACUACUAUCCUACCCUUGACGUAGUAUACUCUGUAGAGCUUUUUACAAUGCUUUCUUCUAAAUUUGAUUUAACGUACAGAAUCGACAAAUGAGUCCAAUUUAUUUUAAUAC